AAUAAUAAUAAAAAUAAUAAAAUUACCCUGAGAUAGCAUCGCCGCGACCGUAGCCGACAACCGCCCCAUCACCGCCUCCGGCUUGUCACCAACGGCUCCUCCGCCCACGCCACACCAUCGAUCCCCGCAGGCGCCACCCGUGCACCUCUUCCCCCAGAUCUGCCACCAUCUCACCGCUGCGCCGGCCCAAGCCCCAGUGGGCGGCGCUCAUUCGGGACGCAACCUCUGAUAGCCCAGCCUGCAGUCUCGGCAGCCGAGUCGCGAAUCCUCAGUUCGCCCCAAUCCGAACCAGAGAAUUUCCAUUCCGGACCAACCCUCGUUGGCUUGUUCACCAUACGAGAAAAGGUGGCUUCCGAAGGAGAUUGAGUCUCUUCCGUUGUCAAACCGGAGCCGAGAUCUCCUAGACCUUGGCCCCCAUCCUGCCUCAGGAAUGCCGAGCGGUGGGAGUUCACUAACUUUUGGGUUCUUCACUUCUGCGUUUCUCCGUUUCGGUCUAGCAACCUUCUUGCACUUCUACUACGUCACAUCUCUCACGGUGCCAAGUUCUAGCUGUUACGCCUUGGAUAAUACUAGUCGCCUUGUUGAUUUUACUGAGUGGACUGGCCAUACUUUUGAAUAUGAUGGAAAGGAUGCUGAUUUGGUGGUUCGAUUCUGCAAGGAUGUGGAGCGCUGUUCUCAAGCGGGAUAUAUAGAUUUUGGCCGUUAUGAAACUUCAAACUAUUUUGCAGCUGGUUCAGCACCAGUAGACUUUGUUCAGGGGUAUUACAAUGGAGACUUGCAAAAUUGUGAACAUAGUUUUGACCAAAUGGGUCGUAUAUCUCAGGUAGAUAUUAUAUGUGGAAGUUGCUUAAAUGGAGCAUGUACAGGGCAAUCUGGUUGCAUAUGUAGUGUAAGCUAUGAUGAAUCUCUAUGCAGGGUGCAUGCUCAACUAGCAAUUCCAUGCACUAAUCGUGGUUCUCGAGUAUUUGAAGGUUUUACUGUUGGUUUUCAUCCUCGCUCAUGGGAAAUUGUGUCCAAUGGAAUGACUCAACUAGGAUACGAGAAGCUUCAUAAUGAAUUCAGUUUUGGUACUGAACAGACACAUGUAUCUCUAUAUUUGACAGCAAAAUUCAGCCUUUCUGGUCUUGUAAGAAAACCACUCAUCAAGGUUAACCCAGAUAAAGGGCUAGAGGUCAAGUUGACAGGUUCAGCAGAAAAUGGCAGAGCCCCUACAACUUUAUCACCAACAGUUCUCAAUAUAUAUUGGAGAUGUGAAGUAGCUCGUGACACUCCUUAUGAAAUCGAGAUUAUGGUACCAGUGGAUGGCUAUGAUCCAAUUGGAUUCACCCUGACAAAGCUAUGCGAUUAUAGGCAAGAAAGAGAGGAUGAUUCUACUAAUGGAUGGGCUACAUUUGGAGUGCUUUCUUGCAUCUUCAUUGUCUCCUCUAUGAUUAUUUGCUGUGGAGGGUUUUUCUACAAAUCCCGUGUAGAACAUCAGCAUGGUCUUGAUGCCUUGCCAGGAAUUACAGUCCUUUCUGCACUUCUGGAUAAGGUAUCUGGAAGUCGUAGCUAUAGACUAGGAGAUGUAGAUAGCCAUAAUUUUGCAAAUCAGACAUCUUGGGAACGCCCAUCUGCUUCAGCACAAGGAAACCCAAGGACAGAGGAGACUAGAUAUGGGUCAAUCUGAUAAAAAAAGCAUUGAUGACUAGAUUCACUAGUCCAGAAAAAAUGUACAUGAAAAUUUGAGCUGGGAAGCUGAAUGGCGACUGUACACUCUGGAUAUUCCCUCGCGAAAUGAUAAAGCAGUUCCGAAGUUGCACUUGAAUCCCAUUUUUUUGGCAAGUUUCCAACUUGACUCAAUUGCAUUAGUUUUUUAACCCAUCCUUCAAUGGCGUGCACAUUGUAUUGCACGCUUACUUUAUCAAGAGGUUAUAUUAGAGCAAGCUUUAUGAUAUAGCUUUUUUAUUUAUUUUUCCUUUGGUUUGUUUCAACAAAACUUGUGGAAUUCUGAUAUACUUGGAGAUAUGGAAAUCAUGGGCAUUAUGCUAA
This is a messenger RNA of Zingiber officinale, 2028 nucleotides long. RefSeq lists its product as uncharacterized. The coding region runs from base 431 to 1666 and encodes 411 amino acids. NCBI's taxonomy places the organism in Eukaryota, Viridiplantae, Streptophyta, Magnoliopsida, Zingiberales, Zingiberaceae. The record is from RefSeq and is a predicted model, not a curated record. The transcript has 19 exons.